Letharia columbiana is the source of this 1077-nucleotide messenger RNA. RefSeq lists its product as uncharacterized. The coding region runs from base 1 to 1077 and encodes 358 amino acids. NCBI's taxonomy places the organism in Eukaryota, Fungi, Ascomycota, Lecanoromycetes, Lecanorales, Parmeliaceae. The transcript has 3 exons. The record is from RefSeq and is a predicted model, not a curated record.
AUGCAUACUCCUGCUACAACCGAGAGUGAUACGGGGAAAUACUCAUCACGAGCCAAGGUAGCUCUCGCUUGCGACCAUCUGUGUAGCGACCUUAGCUUCUCUACCAUUUGGGACAAGCAUAUUUGCACAGAAUUGGAGCUCACUACCAACUUGACCAAGCCUCGCGACGGUGGGUUGGACCCCGAUCCUGAACCUUCUCCUCAGCCCACACCUUCGCCUACAUCAUGCUCAGAGUCAACUAUCACCGACCUCUGGGUACCAUGCACAUCAAUGAGCUCUGACUCUUCGAGCUGCACAACAACAAGCUCAUCUCUUGUCAUAGGUUGCGUCACAGCGAGCGCUACGACUACUGGGGCUGAAUCUUGCUCAACAGCAGACGCCAUCGGGGAUCAAGGCGAAGAUGGUGGCCCAGCCCCAGCCGCAGAGUCUACCAGCUCGGCUAGCGCCUUGGCUACCAUCACUCCUCCUCCAAACACACCCACUCCGGCUCCGACCCCAACGCCAUCUUGCUACCUCCAGGAUGAGGAUCCCGAUCUAGGUAUCAAUUCCGCUUAUUGCCGUAGUCACCAGCAAUUGUCAAGUCUGCACAGUCGUAGACGUCAACAACGGCGAGUGCACCACGAUGCCCAACUGCGUCCCAACAACGUCAUCAACGGCUCCAUCACCGCCUGCUUCCCCGAAGCCGCCGCCUGCACCACCUCAGUACUCAACAUUGGCUACUUCGAUGAAUGUGAGCCUGACGGCGGUUUAGGAGAGGGAGGAGGAGCAUCAUGCGAGAGCUACUGGACAGUCUUCGCCGACCCUCAAGGAGUAAUCUACAAUCCUUGCAACGACAAAGCCAUCUGGGACGACACAAAGGCCUUUGACGGUAAUGAGAUUAAGUAUCCCGUGUCAGAAGGCCCAUUCAAUGGUGGCGGCUUGACCGGCUGCGUGUACAGUCAGCUUUCAUCUACGGAUGUUGGGAGCAUGGCGUGCGGCGGAGUGGUUGGGACUUGCGUGAAGGAUACGAGCGGGAGACAAAGCUGUGAUGGAAGAGACGAUACAUGGGCGCCUGUGUCGAUCUGCACCUUCACAUAA